This is a messenger RNA of Dufourea novaeangliae, 1240 nucleotides long. RefSeq lists its product as uncharacterized. NCBI's taxonomy places the organism in Eukaryota, Metazoa, Arthropoda, Insecta, Hymenoptera, Halictidae. The transcript has 3 exons. Gene Ontology annotation, cellular component: terminal bouton. The record is from RefSeq and is a predicted model, not a curated record. Gene Ontology annotation, molecular function: protein binding; transmembrane receptor protein tyrosine kinase activator activity. Bases 1 to 1113 code for a protein of 370 amino acids. Gene Ontology annotation, biological process: positive regulation of MAPK cascade.
AUGAUGGCAGUGUGCAUGUUCUGGCUGCUCACGUACGUGGGACACGGCCUGGAUCUGGCCGUGGGGAAUCGUCCGGUGAUCAUCAUGCAGGGUGCGCAGGAUCAGGACUACCGGCACGGGGCCGGGAUCAGAAAGAAGAACGAACUCGGCUCGAUCGUCGGCAAUAACCUGUUGCAUUUUCGGAUAUAUCCGCCGGAGGCGACGCAACGGGACGAUCUGUCGAACUGGCUGCUAUUGAACGACGAGCCCCGAAUCUCCUCGUGGACCCCUUCCGGUAUAUUGAUCGACGACAUGAUCAAGGAACCCCGUGAACUGCAAACGGUAUUCUUCGCUCUGUCCCCGUCGAUGCUGAACUCGCUGUACUCGGAUUACGUGACCGCUGCCACCGCCGCCGCAAUACAAGCUGGCGAACAGUUCCCGCACGAGGAUCAUCAACCGAAGCAUCAGCAGCAGCGAGGGAAGAAGCUGCGUAUCGAUUGCAGACACUCGAGGAACACGGUCAGCCUACCGAUCCGUGUGUGCGACGACGAGACCGGUCGCAGGACCGGCCACGACACUAGACAAUUCAGUUACGACGAUCCGUACGAACCGAAACAUCUGAACAACCAUGCUGCGAGCCCGAAGGCCGAUCUGACCAGGGGCGAAAGGCCACGUGACUAUCAGAAACCCGGUUUCGCAGUCAGACCGUACGUUUUGGAGGGCGCCAACAAGGUGCCCGGCAAGAGGAGCCAGAUCCCAGCUGUCGGCGGACGUCGUACCGUCGAUCAUACCGGCGAGUCCGCACCGCAUCAAGCUCAACCACCGUCGCCCCUCGGGAACGGCAUCAGCGUCGCUUCUCAGCUGAUGCUCAGGUCUACAAGGGGAAGCAUACAAUACGACGUGCCGCAAAUCGAAUGUCCGAUCUCGGACGACGGAAUGGAGAGGUUCGCCUGUCCCACCGCGGACAGAGUAGGCAGAUAUCAUUGCAUCGACGAUCACGCCUUGUGCGACGGUUUCAUCGACUGCCCGACAGGCGAGGAUGAGGACAGGCAGGCCUGCAUGUUUUACAAAACCACGAAAGCUCACCUUGACGUAUUGGCGGACGCAAUUUUGCGAUGGGCAAGAGGACGCUAAUUCUCUUUUGUUGACGAUGAACCUCUGACCUAUGCAUAAGAUCAUAAGUCUGACGAGUUUACUUCUUUAUACGUUCACCGAUAUAUGUAUAUAUAUAUGUAUAUACCGAUAUAUAUAUGACGGCUAC